UAAAUGAAAUAGCUUCAAAAUCAUUUACUUUUUAUAUCAUGUUUAUUUUAUUACAGCAUGACAAUUUAAAAUAUUAAAACAUUAAAUUCAUGCACAUUGAAGCUAACUUGACUGACCUUUUAUGAAUAUAAACAUCAUUACUGCAAAUGAGGAUCCAAACAGCGUUUGCAGCCUGUCUUUCAGGCGGAGAUUUGCGACAUGCGGUAUUUACCCACAAUUGAUGUUUAAACAUCCCCGUUUCAAAGCAUUUAUUCAACAAAAUAUAAUUUAUUUAACAUUUUGUGAUAACGUAAUAUUCACUUCAUAAAGACUGUAAUACCGUGUGAUGCAUAAAUUAAAUGCAAAAGCAUAUUGUCGGGCUUUAAAUGUCUCCCCUCCCAGGCGACACUCGCACUUUAAGCUUGCCCACUUUCUAUUUUCAAGCGCAUUAGGUGGACGUAGCAAACUUACUGAUUUUACUCGGAAACAUAUAGUAGGAAUGUCUCUGUUGUGGUUGGGGCUGAAAGAGUGAGAAUUAAAGAUUAAACAGAUAUAUAGCUUGCCUACGACCCAUAAGUAUUUAUUCAGAGAUUAACGUUAAAAGGUCAUCUGUACGGAACAUCGUUGUGUACGGAAUGGAUUCGUCAUCAAAAUGACACAUGUCUUUAGCUUGUUCUCUUGGAUCUUGAUUGUACUCGUUCUUGAUGUGACCAGUGUUCAUGCAGUUGUUGUGUCCCUGUCGCUGUCUGUGACGGAGGGAGAAUCAGUCACUCUACACACUGGUGUUAUGAAACAACAGCAUGAAGAUGUUAAAUGGUAUUUUAAUAAGACUCGCAUCGCUCAACUCAAUGGAGAUGUCAGUGAUAUGUGUACAGAUGUUCAGUGUAAUGAAGGCACUGAGAGAUUCAGAGGCAGACUGAAGCUGGACCUUAAGACUGGAUCUCUGAUCAUCAUAAACAUCAACACCACAGACUCUGGAGAAUAUCAACUAGUGGUCAACGGCAAUAGUGGAAAGAUCUUUAAUGUUACAGUCCAGGAUGAUCCUGCUGCUCAUCGUUAUCAAAUAAAGGGAAACCAGGGAGAAUCUGUCACUUUUAAUCCUUACAUGAGAAGAGACAUAAAUGUUAUGAGGUAUUUUUUUAAUGACAUUCUCAUUGCUGAGAUCACUGUAAAUCAGAGUCAGAUCUGCACUAAUGUUCGGUGUAAAGAGAGAUUCACAGACCGACUGAAACUGGACAGUGAAACUGGAUAUCUGACCAUCACGAACACCAUAAGCACAGACUCUGGAAAUUAUACAUUAGAGAUUUUCAUCAGAAGCGAUGAACGCUUCAGCAUCACCAGAGAGAAGACAUUCAGCCUUACUAUCACUUCUCCUCCACCUUCACAUCUUUCUGAAGGUGCAAUAGCAGGAAUAGUUGUGCUUGUUGUCGCUGCUGCUGCUGCUGCUGUUGUUGGCGGUGUGAUUUACUAUCUUUGCCACAGAAAAAAGGAAGCAGCAGCACAGAAUGUAAGACUUACCAGCCUGAUCUCACGACGUAACGAAGACGUUGCUGGAGAGGACGUUGCUGGAGAGGACGUUGCUGGAGAGGACGUUGGUGGAGAGAGUAUGCUGAGAGAAUCAUAAUGAGGUAAAUAACAGAUAAACAAGCAGAACUUCAGCUUUCUGUGGUCAACAUCUUGUUGACAGGACAAUUCCUCAACCCAGACGCCUGUGGCCAGCUUUAAUACACACUUUAUGCACUCCGUCCAAGAUCCCAGAGACCUGCACCAAGAACGGUUACUCAUUCACCUUACAGAACUCAUCACUGAAUUAUAAGCUCUUUUAAAAUGGACAAUAGCUAUGUUACCAUCUAAAUAUGCACAUUAAGGGUGCUUUCACACCUGUGAAUCGAUUCAGUUGUUCCGAAACAGAGAUUACAAUUGUUACAUUGUUGCUCUUUGCUCUUUGAGCGGUUCGCUUUCACACGGCAAAGUUUCUAUUC
Danio rerio (zebrafish) is the source of this 1961-nucleotide messenger RNA. Lineage: Eukaryota; Metazoa; Chordata; Actinopteri; Cypriniformes; Danionidae. The record is from RefSeq and is a predicted model, not a curated record.